AUGCCACAAAGCAAGGCUAUGCUCAACGCUGCCAUGAAGUUCGCCCUCGCCACCGCCCUCAUCCUCGCCGCCAGCGCGAUUGCGGCCCCGACCGAAACGGGUCCCGCAGACCUCGAGAGCCGCACCGACACGACCCACGAGCUGGACACCCGCGCGGCUUGUCUGCACUCUAGCUCGUGUGGAUACUUUGGUGUCCUGUGGGUAUCAUAUAGCUGCAAGGACUUCUGCCGCGACCAACGGCGCGAGUUCGCGGGGUUCAUGAGCUCGUCGAACUGCAACCUUGGCAAGAAGCGCUGCUGCUGCAAGUAA
This is a messenger RNA of Vanrija pseudolonga, 309 nucleotides long. RefSeq lists its product as uncharacterized. The transcript has 2 exons. Bases 1 to 309 code for a protein of 102 amino acids. Lineage: Eukaryota; Fungi; Basidiomycota; Tremellomycetes; Trichosporonales; Trichosporonaceae. The record is from RefSeq and is a predicted model, not a curated record.